GUGUACUGUUUUCUUUUCUUCUGUCAGAUUCUGGUUUGUGUUUGUUAUCGUCCGCGGUUUGGUUCUGCAUCCUGUUCCUCCGGUUUCCCCAAUCCGGCAAGCCGUGAAAACUUCUGAUAUUAUCAAGGAAAGAAUUGGACCUAGCCUUCACCGGAAAUGGCUGCAGACGACAAUACAGACAGCGACUCCGUCACCCCCGGGACACUGCUGAAGCAAGGCGCCGAAGGCAAGCUGUACAUCGGUAAGUACAACGGCGCUCGCUGCCUGGUUAAGGAACGGUUCUCCAAAAAGUACCGCCAUCCGGAUUUGGACGUGCAGCUGACCCGCCAGCGCAUCAAAGCCGAACAGAAAGCCUUCGAACGAUGCAAGGCUGCGGGAGUGGACACCCCCAAGCUGAUGGGGGUUGAUUUGACGGGGAGGAAGAUUUACAUGGAAUAUCUGGAAAAGGCGAAGACCGCGAAGCAGCUGGUGGACGAGGCUGUCCUUGAGGGAGAUAAUACGAAGAUUGAGCAGCUGGCGAAGGAAAUGGGACGAGCAGUGGGACUGCUACAUGGUCAUAAUAUCAUCCACGGUGAUUUAACUACCUCCAACAUGCUGCUGGACCCGGAAGUGAAAGAAGGUUCGGCUCUGCCCUACAGGCUGGUAAUGAUUGACUUCGGCUUGUCUUAUCACUCGUUGAACGUGGAGGACAUGGGAGUCGAUUUGUACGUGCUAGAGCGGGCGCUGCUGAGUGCCCACAGUGAGGUGCCGGAAUUCUUCAGUUGGGUACUGGAGAGCUACAAGGAGCAUAGCAAGUUCAAGGUACCGGAAACCAUUGCCAAGUAUGAGGAGGUUCGAGCGCGCGGACGAAAGAGAACCAUGAUUGGGUAAGGUGAAGAAAUGUUAUUUUAAUUCUAAGUCAAAUUGAUCACGAAAUAUCUAACGUUGAAUUCA
This is a messenger RNA of Aedes albopictus (Asian tiger mosquito), 933 nucleotides long. RefSeq names its product EKC/KEOPS complex subunit bud32 (gene Prpk). The transcript is spliced from 2 exons. The record is from RefSeq and is a predicted model, not a curated record. Gene Ontology annotation, biological process: protein phosphorylation. Gene Ontology annotation, cellular component: nucleus; cytosol; EKC/KEOPS complex. NCBI's taxonomy places the organism in Eukaryota, Metazoa, Arthropoda, Insecta, Diptera, Culicidae. Gene Ontology annotation, molecular function: protein serine/threonine kinase activity; ATP binding. Bases 157 to 870 code for a protein of 237 amino acids.